Messenger RNA from Penaeus chinensis, 5874 nucleotides. RefSeq names its product tetratricopeptide repeat protein 28-like. The record is from RefSeq and is a predicted model, not a curated record. Gene Ontology annotation, molecular function: protein binding. NCBI's taxonomy places the organism in Eukaryota, Metazoa, Arthropoda, Malacostraca, Decapoda, Penaeidae.
AUGUUGCAGGUUGUUGGGGCAAAUGUUGCAGGCCACGUGUACACAGCCAUCGGCGACUACCCGAACGCGCUGGCGUCGCACAAGCAGUGCGUGCAGCUGGUCAAGCAGAUGGGCGACAAGCUGCAGGAGGCGCGCGAGAUCGGCAACGUGGGCGCCGUGUACCUGGCCAUGGGCGACUUCGACAGCGCCGUCGACUGCCACAUGGAGCACCUGCGCAUCGCCAAGCACCUCAACAACAAGGUGGAGGAGGCGCGCGCCUACAGCAACCUGGGCUCCAGCCACCACUACAAGCGCAACUUCGACCAGGCCAUCGCCUUCCACAACCACGUGCUGCGGAUCGCGCAGGACCUGGGCGACAGGACCAUAGAGGCGCGCGCCUACGCGGGCCUGGGCCACGCGGCGCGCUGCAUGAGCGACUACGGCCAGGCGCAGCGCUGGCACGAGAAGCAGCUGGACAUGGCGCUCAGCACCAAGGACAAGGUGGCGGAGGGCCGGGCCUGCUCCAACCUGGGCAUCGUGUACCAGCUGAUGGGGCACCACGACGCGGCGCUCAAGCUGCACCAGGCGCACCUGAACAUCGCGCGGCUGCUGCAGGACCGCGCGGGCAUGGGCCGGGCCUACGGCAACAUCGGGAACGCGUACUCGGCCAUGGGCUACUACGAGCAGGCCAUCAAGUACCACAAGCAGGAGCUGACCAUCAGCAAGGAGGUCAACGACCGCAUGAGCGAGGCCUCGACGCACGGCAACCUGGCCGUGGCCUACCAGGCGCUGGGCAUGCACGAGAUGGCGCUGCUGCACUACCACUCGCACCUCAACAUCGCCCGCGAGCUCAAGGACACCGCCGGCGAGGCCUGCGCGCUCCUCAACCUCGGCAACUGCCACUCGUCGCGCGGGGAGUUCGCGCAGGCCGUGCCCUACUACGAGCAGUACCUCAUGCUGUCGCAGGAGCUGCACGACACCGAGGGCGAGGCGAGGGCGUGCCACUUCCUCGGCUACGCCCACUACUGCCUCGGCAACUUCAAGGAAGCCAUCAGGUACUACGACCAGGACCUGGCACUGGCGAAGGACCUGCAGGACCGGAAGUCGAUGGGGAGAGCCUACUGCAACCUCGGCCUGGCGCACCUCGCCCUCGGCAACUCGGAGACCGCCCUCGAGUGCCAGAAGUACUUCCUGGCCCUCGCCCACAUGAUGAAGCACCUUCAGGGCAAGUUCCGCGCCCUGGGCAACAUCGGAGACGUGCUCAUGAAGAUGAAGAACUACGACGAGGCCGUCAAGGUGUACCAGAAGCAGCUGGUUCUCGCCAAGCAGUCACGUGACAAGGUCCUCGAAGCCUCGGCGUACGGAGCGCUCGGCCUCGCGCACCGCCUCCUCAAGUGCUUCGACAAGGCUCUCGGCUACCACACGCAGGAGCUGACAAUCCGACAGGAGAUGGGCGACAUCAAGGGCGAAUGCAAAGCCCAUGGCCACCUGGGCGCCGUCCACAUGUCGCUCGCCAACUACACCAACGCUAUGAAGUGCUACCAGGAACAGCUGGAGCGAGCGAAGGAACUGAAGGACGCCGCCAUGGAGGCCCAGGCGUUCGGCAACCUGGGCAUCGCGAGGCUCAACAUGGGCCACUUCGAGGACGCCAUCGGCUACCUGGAGCAGCAGCUGGCCACGCUCGAGCAGCUGUCCACCACGACCGCCGUGGUAGACAAGGGCCGCGCCUUCGGGAACCUCGGCGACUGCUACGACGCCCUCGGGGACUCGGAGGAGGCCAUCAAGUGCCACGAGCAGUACCUGGCCAUCGCCCUGAAGACGAAGAGCCCGAGGGACCAGGAGCGAGCCUACCGCGGCCUCGGGAGCUCCCACAGGUGCGUCGGGAACCUCCAGCAGGCGCUCGUGUGCUAUGAGAAGCGCCUCGUCGUGUCCCACGAGCUCAACAUCCCUGCUGCCAAGGGCUCUGCUUACGGCGAGCUCGGGCACAUCCACUACCUGCUGGGCAACUUCGAGCAGGCGAUUUCGUGCAUGGAACAUCAACACAAGAUCGCCAGAGAGCUCGGGGACAAGCAGAGCGAGGGCGAGGCGGCGUGCGGGCUCGGCACCGUGUACCAGCAGAUGUGCGAGUACAACACGGCCCUCCGAUACCACCAGCUGGACCUCAAGAUUGCCGGGGAGCUGGCGAACCCCGCGGAGCAAGGGCGGGCGCACGGGAACAUCAGCCUGGCGUACGAGUCGUUGGGAAAUUUUGAGCAGGCGGUGACUCAUGGCGAGCAGCAUCUCAGCAUCGCCGCGCAAAUGAACGAUAAGGUGGCCAAGACGUUAGCCUACGCCUCCCUCGGCCGCGUGCACCACGCCCUGGGCAACACCACCCAGGCUGUGGCGUACCUGCAGCAGGGCCUCCAGAUCGCCGAGCAGCUAGGCCGGCGCGAGGACGAGGCUAAGAUCCGGCACCGCCUGGGCAUGGCCCUGUGGGGGCACGGCGACCUGGAGGCGGCACAGACGCAGCUCGACCGCGCCGCCCACCUGCUCGACACCAUCCGGCGGGAGGCGCGCGGCUCGCAGGACUACCGCCUGUCCCUGUUCGACCUACAGACAGCGUCGUAUCAGGCGCUGCAGCGGGUGCUGGUGGGCCUGGGCCGCAACGAGGACGCCCUGCUCGUGGCGGAGCGGGGGCGCACGCGCGCCUUCGUCGACCUCCUUCUGGAGCGGCAGGGCGCCUCGACCUCCUCCAGGGCGUCGCGCAUCGAGGACUCAACGCCGUCGUCCGUCGACCAAAUUGUGGACAUCGUCAACCGGCAGAAGGCGUCGGUGCUGUACUACAGCAUCGCCGCCGGAUGCCUCUACAGCUGGCUCAUCGUGCCCAAUAAAGGCAUCGUGAAGUUCCACGAGGUGAGCGUGAGCGAGGUGGAGGCGGAGCGCGAGGGCGACUGCGGCGAGGACGCCGUCGGCACGUCGGGCUCGCUGCUGGAGCACUACAUCCAGUCGGUGCGCGACGCCCUCGGCGUGGAGUGCGGCGCCGGAGCCACGCGCGGCGGCGUGUCCAGCGAGACCGAGAGCGAGGCCGGCGACAUGUGGAACGCGCACCUGGAGGAGCUCGGUGACAAGCUCAACCACGAGGCCGACCGGACGGGCUUCCUGCGCAUGGUCAACCGCAACCACCUGUUCAACUCGUCCAACUACUCCCUGUCGUCGCUGUUCUCCCUCGGCUCCGUCAGCGGGUCCAUCGCCUCGGGCUCGGCCUCCAGACCGGGCUCGACGCGCUCCAGAAGGGUCACGUGGCAGGGCCCGUCGUGCCUCCGCUCGCUCUACGAGCUGCUGAUCGCUCCCAUGGAGGACCACCUGCCCGAGACCGGCGUCACGAGGGAGCUCAUGCUGGUGCUGGAGGGCGACCUGUACCUCGUGCCGUUCCCGGUGCUCAAGGGCACCAACUCCAACGACUACCUGUGCGAGCGGUUCUCGCUGCUCGUGGUGCCGUCCAUCAGCGCGCUCAUGAACCAGCGCUCCAAGAACUCGAAGCCAAGCGGCGAGCAAACGUCGGCGCUGGUCAUCGGGAACCCCAAGCUGCCGAGCACCGUGACGGAGCAGUGGGGCUGGGGCGACAUCCCCUACGCAGAGCAGGAGGCCACCAUCGUCGCCGAGAUGCUGCAGACGAAGGCCCUCACCAGCGCCUGCGCCAACAAGGAGGCCAUCAUCAGACUCAUCUCGCAGGUGGAGUGCAUCCACCUGGCGACGCACGUGUCGUGGAAGCUGUCGGCCGUGAUCCUGUCGCCGGGCGAGUUCGUGGAGUCGCGCGCGUCGAAGCGGCUGUCGCACUCGUCGCAGCCCGAGGCCAUCCACGAGCACCUGGACGACGAGAGCUCCGACAUCGCCUCCACCAUCGACCUGCCCGCACUCUCCGAGUUCCUCCUGACGGCGGCCGACAUCCUCAACCUCAAGCUGAGGGCUAAGCUGGUCGUGGUGUCGUCCUGCCACACCCGGGACCACCACGGGCGCGCCAACAGCGACGGGGUGGUGGGCUUCAUCCGGGCGCUGCUGGCCGCCGGCGCCCAGUGCGUGCUGGUGUCCCUGUGGCCCGUGCCCGACACCGCCGUCAAGAUCCUCUUCAGGACUUUCUACUCUUCUCUACUGCAGGGGGCGCGAGUGAGCCGGGCGCUGUCGGAGGCCCAGCAGACGGUGCAGACCACGAAACACUUCGCCCACCCGGCCAACUGGGCGGGCUUCCUCCUCGUGGGCGCCGACGUCAAGCUCUCGAAUAAGGUGGCUCUGAUGGGUCAGGCGCUGUGUGAACUCCUACGCACGCCUGACAAGUGUCGAGACGCCCUCAGAGUGACGUUGCAUUUGGUCGAGAAGUCCCUCCAGCGCAUCCACCGAGGUCACCGCAACGCCAUGUACACGACGCAGAAGUCCAUCGAGAACAAAGUCGGGAACGUGAGCGGCUGGAAGGACCUGCUGAUGAGCGUGGGCUUCCGCUUCGAGCCCGCGGCCAACGGCAUCCCCAGCAGCGUGUUCUUCCCCCAGAGCGACCCCGGGGAACGGCUCACCCAGUGCUCGGCCAGUCUGCAGGCGCUGUUGGGUCUCUCCCAGACAUCCUUACAGGCAGUCUCGAAGCUCCUAGACUCCCCCGAAUAUGCAGAGGACGUCAUCUCCGUCAUGCGCGCCGUCAUCACCCAGUUCACCGUCAAGGACCUCGAGAACGAGUCAAUCGAGGUUCCGGUGCAUGUCAAGCUCUGGCGCGUCAACGGCUGUCAUGAACUCCUGGCGUCGUUAGGCUUUGACCUGAUGGAGGUCGGGCGGGACGAGGUCACGCUGCGGACGGGGAAGCAGGCCAACAAGCGCAACAUCCAGUUCGCGCACCAGGCCCUGCUGGCGCUCUUCGACACCCAGGAGGCCCCGAAGAGCCUGAGCGUCGACUCGAGCAGCAGCCUCGAGUCCCUGGUGAGCACCGACGACGAGGAGGAGUCCGUGGCCGCGCCCCCGCCGCCGCCCCCGCCCUCGCAGCCGCUCCUGCCGCACCGCACGGCGCCGCUGCUGCUGGGCCGAGGCGCCUUCUCCAGCUACGUCAGGAACCGCGGCGAGCCCGACGGCGCCCGCGCCUCCACCAGCGAGCAGAAGGGGCGCGAGAGCGACGCCGCCUUCACGCCCUCGCCCGUGGACCCGGGCGCCAAGUACGCCCGCGCCUUCCGCUCGCCGCACGGCCCGCCCAGCGACACGGGCUCGCCGCAGCCGUCGCCGAGGCUGUCUCUGACGCUGGCGCACCAGAACAAGAUCCGCUCCAUGUACACGUCCAACUCGCCGGCCAGCGACGGCGGCGGCAAGCGGCCCGACAGCUCGUCCAGCACGAGCAGCAUGACGGACUGGGAGAGCGGCCAGGCCACGGUGCGGCGCCAGCCCAUCGCCAAGCCUGUGAUCACCUCCAAGGCGCCCAUCUCCGCCACGCACAGCCGCGUCAGCGACGUCAGCGCCGGCUUCAUGCGCCCGCACUACGUGUCCAUCAACAAGAGCAACUCGCAGGCGUCGUCGGGCUUCGAGUCGCAGAGCUCCGACUCCGACUUCGGGCCGCGCCGCACGGGCACCGUCAGGAGCGUCUACACCACGGUGGGCAGCGCGUCCACGCUCAAGCUCAGCAAGAGCGCCACCAUGGACACGCUGGACCGCCUGAGCGUGCGCACGGAGGUGGGGCGCCCCAUGGUCGGCGGCGCCCGCGGCCGGCGCGACCGCAGCACCGAGCGGGAGCUGUCCGGCGACAACGCGGAGGGCCAGGCCACAGGCGCCAGCGCCGCCGUCGUCAGCACCGCCGCCCGCGGAGAGGAGGGCGAGGACGCGGGUCUGGUUGCAGAGCUGGGAAGAUGCCGGAGGCCGCGCGAGAUGAGCAACGAGAUACCUGCCGUGUAG